This is a messenger RNA of Drosophila sulfurigaster albostrigata, 2433 nucleotides long. Its product is annotated as solute carrier family 35 member F5. Gene Ontology annotation, cellular component: membrane. Gene Ontology annotation, biological process: regulation of peptide transport. The coding region runs from base 425 to 1753 and encodes 442 amino acids. The transcript is spliced from 8 exons. The record is from RefSeq and is a predicted model, not a curated record. Lineage: Eukaryota; Metazoa; Arthropoda; Insecta; Diptera; Drosophilidae.
UUUGUAUUGCGAGUGAACGAAAAUCGAACAAAACAGUAUUAUUCGGUCCGCGAAACAUAUUAACCAUACAAUAUUAAUUAGCAGUAAAUUAUUAAAAGAAAAGAGCAUUGCGUAAGCUGCAAUUUGCGAACAACUGCAAUUGCAAAGUUAUAACAUAAAGCAAUGUUUACCAACGGAGCCGUGGAAAACAUCAGCUUUAAUUCGCCAUCGCCAACAUGUAAUUGAAAAACAGUCGGAAAAGUGUGUGAGUUGUGUUUUUCCAGCUCUAGAUAAAACGUCAAACAUGACACAGAAAAGUUGGCGGCAUAAGCGCAAAUAAUUGUUCAACGCACUCGCAACUAAAGCGAUAAAGCUAACAACAACAGUAACUUAACACAUACCAUAAAAGAGUAUAAAUAAAUCGCAUUGUAAGGUAACAAUUAAUAUGCUGGGACGCACACAGAAGCUGCUGUUUGGCCUCUCUAUCCUCCUGCUCGUCAACAUCCUUUGGGUGUCGUCCAGUGAAUUAAGCAAGUUUCUCUACGAGGAUGACAAGUAUGACAAGCCCUUCUUUUGCACAUACUUCAAGACGUCGAUGUUCAGUAUUUAUUUGCUCAUCAUUGGCAUCAUCGCACCCUGGAAAGAGUCCUGUGAACGUCAGAAUGGCAACUAUGUGAUGAUGGAUCAGAAUGGAGACGACGAGAACUAUUAUUCGAAUCAAGCCGCCUUGGGCGAUCCCACCUUUGUGCCCAUACGUGUGGCACAUCCCAUCAAUGGCGUCAUCUCGGGCACCGAAAGCGAUGACUCCAGUGUGCGCACCGUGCGCUUCUGCAAAAUGGCCGAGGUGCGCGAGAUGUCGGCGCAUGAGGCCACAGACGCCUUGAUGGCACGUCUCUCUUAUGCCGCCAGCAUGCGCAUUCGACGCCAGAAGUCGCAUCACAAGACAGCCAAGACAGCGCUGCUCUUCAGUUUGCUCUGGGUCGCAGCCAAUUGCUUUGCGCAAUUGGCGCUGGACAUGGACGAGCAGCCGAUGAUAACGCUUGUCAGAUCAACCUCGGCCACGCUGUUUGUCGUUUUGCUGGCCGCCGUAUUUCCCUCGGCAACGGGCGAUAAAUUGACCAUUACAAAGGUCAUAGCGGUGGCCAUGAAUAUUGGCGGUAUUGUGGCCACCAGCAUCAACGAUCUGCACGACUCCAAAACAACGCGUGGCAUUCUAUUGGCGCUAUUCAGCGCCUUCUUCUAUGCCUCGUACUUGGUGUUUGUUAAGCGAAAAAGCGACACCGAGGAGAAGGUGGACAUCCCGCUGUUCUUUGGCUUUGUUGGUCUUUGGAAUCUGCUGCUGCUGUGGCCCAUUUUCUUUAUACUGCAUUUCACCAAGAUCGAAACAUUCGAGCUGCCCAGCCAGGGACAGUUUGCCUUGCUCUUUCUCAAUGGCUUCUUUUGCACCAUGCUUGCGGUGGCUCUGUGGCUGUGGGGCUGCUUUCUCACUUCGUCUCUGAUUGGCACACUGGCCAUGUCAUUGCAGAUACCGCUAGCGAUUGCCUUUGAUAUACUGUUGAGGGGCAAAGCAUUUACAUCGUUGCACUGGAUGGGUUCGUUGGGCCUAUUUUUGUCGCUACUACUUGUUGUGCUACUGAUGCGCAACGAUGAUUCAGAUCCGCUAAUGAAACUGUUUAAAGUUGUAUAUAGAAAAGUCUGCGGUUGCCAUAAAGCGAGUAUUGUGCGAGUCACCGAUGAUGAACAACAGGAAUCUCUGAUUAAUAGCAGUGAUUAAAAGUCUGACAACGACAACAAUGUGGCAGAAGGGACGCUUUUGAAAAACGCGCUUCUAAAAUUCAAAUUGCUCACUGCAAUGCAAAUCCAAAACUUGGCUGUUCACGACUUCGUUUCGAAUCGUUCUUUAAUCUAUAGCGACAAAAGAUAUAUAUAGUAUAUAUAUGUGUGUGUGUAGUUGUAGAUGAUAUUCCGCACAACUUUCAUAUAUUUACCAUAUAUGCAUAUAUAUUGUAUAUGUUAGAAGUUGAUCUUGAUUUGCACUUUUACGUACUACUAAGAUAAUACUAUAUUUAUUGCCUACCUAUUGUAUUUUUCUGUAAAUAGCUUUAGUCCUAGUGUGUAUCUCUAUGUGAUAGGUCUUACAUUUUGCUGAAGCUCAUUUCAAAAUUAUUAUUUCUCUUAUACCUAUGAUAAUUGUGCUAAUUUUAUGUUUAUACUGUGCAUAGCCUAAUCUUUAAUAUAGUACUCGACUCUAUAAUGUACACAAACCAUCGAAAUGUUUAAGAAUUCACCGUCUGAUAUUCUCUUCACAUUUACAAUAGCGCGGGUAACAAACAUAGAAUAAAAUAUACAUUUUAAACUUAGAUGUUUAUAAUGCAACCUGAAAACCUAAUCGUAUUCAAAUGCACAUAAUUAUAUGUUAAAUAUAACACAAUAAAAAUAAAUAUUAAGUUGUAA